GCUGACUAGUAUUACUGUAGUACCGGUAAUAUAUGUUUUCCCCCCAAUGGCUUAGUUGCUAUUGUAGUACUAGUAGUACUGAGUUUGAUGCAAAAGGUUGUUGGAGAAGACGUCUUUAGGUCAGAGGAAAUCCUCGCAGCUUUUUGAUCUGCGUUUGAGUCCCAAACAAGUGUAGUCGUUUGUGACGGGUUGUGGAGUGAAAAUCUGAACGUUCCAAUGGCAAAGCGUACGGUUCUGCAGUGUGGUCCUGGACCCCUACACGGCGAUUAUCUUCAGGCUCAGUUUGAAGAGCGCUACGAGGUGGUGGGAGACGAUGCCCUCGGCGAUCCUAACGUACUGCAGCGCAUCGAGGGGGUGCUCACCAAACCCAGCGCCCCUACCAAGAUUGAUCGGCGCUUGUUGGAGAGCAUGCCCGCGCUGAAAGUAGUGUCGACGUGUAGUGUUGGGUAUGAUCAUAUUGAUGCCAAGGUGUGCAAAGAGAGAAACAUUGCUCUGGGCAACACGCCUGGCUUAGUAGAUGGAGCAACGGCCGACGUCACAUGGGCACUGAUCCUUGCGGCUGGCCGAAGGCUGUUGGAGCUGCAUCGGUUCUGCACAACGCGCACUUCAGCUAGCUCAAAGCCGAGCUUCUUUGGCAAGGAAGUCUACGGCUCUACACUGGGCAUUGUUGGCAUGGGCCGUGUUGGACUAGCUGUUGCUCGUCGUGCGCUGGGAUUUGAUAUGAAGUUGAUCUACCACAACCGGCGGCGGAGAGACGCUGCAACCGAGGAACAGUUUAAGGCCGAGUAUGUGUCGGACUUGAAAGAAUUGAUGUCGCGCAGCGACUAUAUUGUCAAUUGCCUGCCUGCGUCCGCGGAGACAUACCGGCUGUUUGGAACGACAGUAUUUGCAGCCGCCAAACAGGACGCAGUUUUCGUGAACGUGGGACGCGGUAGCUCAGUGGAUCACGAUGCGCUUGUUGAGAGUUUAAAAAGCGGACGCUUAUUGUCAGCCGGUCUGGACGUGACGGAUCCAGAGCCGUUGCCUCGCGAUCACCCGCUGCUAAAUAUGGAGAAUGUCAUCAUAGUGCCGCACGUCGGCACCGAUACCAUGGCAACGUGUGUGCGGAUUGCUGAGAUGGCAUUGCGCAAUCUGCAGGCGGGACUUGAUGGCGUGCCACUGGAGGCCUCACCACUAGUAUCUACAACGUAACACCCACCAUGCCUGAGUGCAAUCUUAUACAGUAGCGUGUGCCAAAUGCAGUAGAAAAACAGUGCUCGAAUGGUUGAAGGUAGAGCGGCAGGCAGACAAUGGUCCAUAACUUAAUGCCAGGAGAUCAGUUCACAAUGUACUACAACUGUACUUCAAAGUGGUCGGACACGUAUGAAGUACAAGCUCUACGAACAUCAACUUUCCUCGCAGUAUGGAUUGUUCGCGGAGAUAUGAACAAUUUGCAGUAUUCAGGUUAAUGUUGUUGGGAGGAAUAUGCCGUAGCUCCUGUUUUCUGCCCUCGGACUGAUGGAAUGGCAUAGUUUGUCUGAUUUACUUCAAUAUAGACGAACAUUUCCCUCUUCCAAGUUAGCGAAACUUGUCCAGCAUAAGUUUGUCGAAAACUGACGCAAGACUUUUUUGUUACGAAGUCUGAAGAAAACGUUGAACGGUCUCUGCUUGGAUGACGACUACACCAUAGCUCAGUGGUUAGAGCAUCGCUGGCUACAAGCGAGGGUCCCUGGUUCGAGUCCUGGUGGUGACAGUCAAUUUUUUCUUCAGACUUUUCCCGUUUGUCUCUUUCCCUCAAAACCAGUUAAGACUUUUUUAAUUUAUUUUUUAUACGAAAGUCCACUAUAGUCCCGAAUAGGCACGAGAAGUGGUGACGGGGCCAGGCUGCUCUGCCGACCUUAAAGGUCUCGGCGUCUGCGCAGACAAAGCGCACCAUAAUGCAGCAACACCAUGAGGAUGGGAGGAGGAAGAGGGAAUGGAUAAUAGUGCGGAACGUGGACAAUAGGUACAUGGUCGCGAGAGCAGCAGAAUGAGAGAUAACAUGUAGUAAGGAGGGAGGGAAGAAACUAGUGACGCGCUCACCCGGGUCUAUACUGUUACAUAGGGCCACGUCACUACCUGAUGUGCAUCGGUUAGUGCUGCUCGGUUGGGCUCGAAUACUACACGGGGCAUUCUAUCUGCCUGGAUAUUUUUUUGAUAUCUUUUCAAGGAUUCUCCAGAGGCAUACGGAUGCCUUGGACUGGUGCGGUGAUGCCAUGGCGGCGAUAUCAAGUUCCCUGAGAAUUCCGACUUUGCA
Sycon ciliatum is the source of this 2275-nucleotide messenger RNA. Its product is annotated as probable 2-ketogluconate reductase. NCBI's taxonomy places the organism in Eukaryota, Metazoa, Porifera, Calcarea, Leucosolenida, Sycettidae. The transcript has a single exon. The record is from RefSeq and is a predicted model, not a curated record. Gene Ontology annotation, molecular function: oxidoreductase activity, acting on the CH-OH group of donors, NAD or NADP as acceptor; NAD binding. The coding region runs from base 217 to 1191 and encodes 324 amino acids.